AUGUUAAUCCCUGGCGCGCCUGUUGAAGAGGAAGGAAAUUUAGAGCACUUGAAACUACGUAACAGCUGGGCCAAGAUCAAGGUCGAUCUCUUGGUAUUAAACCAAGAUAACUUAGAUAUUUUGCAAGUCUCCAAUAUCAGUGGUCAAGUGAAGAACUCAGAAUUUAUCUUCAACAUCAUUUUGGUCCUAUUUUCAGGUUAGCGAUACAUUUCUUUUUUACACAAUCAUUCUUUCACCUAUUCUCUUCUAUUAUGGCUUUAUCCAAUCCAAAGGUACUGGUAUUUGGUCAUUCCUUUGUGAAGCGCAUGCAUCGGGAUUUAAGAUCCAAAUUCGAUGUUCGCGCUGCCCUAAAUUUUAACAUGCACAAUGUAGCUAUCAAACUGCAUGGUGUUGGGGGGAGGACUGUUGACAAAUUAGUUCAAUUUGAUUUCAACAGGGUUACCCAGUUUCAGCCCAACAUUGUUAUUUUAGAGGUUGGAACAAAUGACUUAACCUUGGAAAAACCCGAAACUGUGGGAUCGAGAAUUGACGAUCUAGUGCGCAUGUUGCUCGGGGUUCCAUCCGUCAGAGUGGUUGGCGUGUGUUUGGUAACCAAUCGGGCCUCUUCUCCAAAAUUUAAUGAGAAGGUUGCGAUCUUGAACCAGUACCUUACGGUUGUGUUAGAAGAUAAGCACAAUGUCUUCUGUUGGAGACAUAAAGGCUUUACUCAGCCAACCAUUUCGCCUUUUCUGCCUGAUGGCGUCCAUUACACCCGCAGAGCUCAAUAUACUUUGUAUAGAAGUUAUCGGGGCGCCAUCCUCAAGGCCAUUCAGUUUCUUUCACGCUGUGCUUAG
This is a messenger RNA of Paramuricea clavata, 833 nucleotides long. NCBI's taxonomy places the organism in Eukaryota, Metazoa, Cnidaria, Anthozoa, Malacalcyonacea, Plexauridae. The record is from the annotation of a GenBank genome assembly.